CGUUCACGUGGUUCCUGACCCGCGUAAGCGUGUGUGCAACUCUCCUCGCGGGUAUUGCGUGUUCACGGUGGCCCCUCUACUCAUUCGACUGGCCUCCAGUCGCCAGUCCUUCUACGGCAACACUCAGCUCCGCAGCUCUUGCCUCGGCUUCGUCGUCGUCGUCGUCGUCUUCGUCGUCGCCGCGACUCGAUCGUUCGAGUCGAUGUUUCGUGCGUGCGUGCGCGCGUACACGCACGAAGAGCGCUCAUCGUUCGGUUUGGACUAACUCGGGCCACGCUCGCCACUAAAUUCGCCCCUUUCUUCCCUCCAACAAUCGGAGAGGACGUGGUGACACAAUCUGUCUUUAGAAUCUUCAAUCGGGGCGCACAGAGAGGCACGGCUCGUGUACUACACGCUCUUUCAUUUGUUCCAACUCGUUCGUUCCGAGUUCGUUCCUCCUAGUGGGCUCGUUCCCUCCACGAGAACCGAGAGCAGUUUUUCUUAUCUCUGAUCGAUAGAUCCGAACGAAUUCGCACGAUUCGCGCAACAUUCGAAUAAAUCCUUUUCUUCCAGAGGUUAUACCCACUAUUGCAUCCACUCGUAAUUUGUAUCUUUCGUUAAAAAAGGUGAAAGAUACAUAUCUAAACUAUAUAUAUCGUAUCUUUAAUUCUUAGAACCAUAUCUGUACAGAAUUCUAACGUGGAAAAGAGGAACAUUUACGAGGAACGAAGCGGAUCUCCACUUGAGUUCCAUCUCUUUAAACUCGAUAGGAAAAUAAAAAUUUCAAACUUUUGAUAUAUUUGAGAGUACAAUUGAAAUUUUUAAGAAACUUUCCAAGAUUAAAAAUGAAUAUUGCAUUUCCUUGGCAAGGAAGGAUAUACGAAAAGGAAAAAGGACCCGAGCGAGGAUCCAAGGAUUUCCAUUGCUAUUCGGAUUUGUACGAGAUACAAAUUGCGGCGAAGGAGGCUCGGUUACAAACGAUGCUCGGUUCCUUCGUUAACGUGCAUCGCGUAGAACGAACGCAUCGCGAAAAUUAGUAAUCAUCGCGCGGCCAGAUCGAGCACGCAUUCCGCGAUAGGAUGCGUAUUACGCGUUAUGGCACGUGUCCUUUGCAAGCGUGUCGUUCCAAUACCCGUCGUGUGCCUUUCAACGCGUUCAAUCACGCCGCCGGAUGAUGAAUUAUUAAUUGCCGGCCAUACAUUUGCUACCCGUCUCCUCUCUUCCAACACAAGCUCGAAUAAUUGCCACCAUCGCUCCUUCGACGUUGCUCUUCUUGAGAUGGAACAUCGAGUUGGAACGGAUCACUCUUAGAUUCGUUCCUCUAGAAGAACCAAUGUUUCUUCAAGGGAAUGAGUCUAUACUUGAAAUUUUAUCCAACAUCGAUACUUUGAAUGCCGAGAAAUCGUUAUAGAACUUCGUCGUUUCUCCGGAUUCCCUUCCUCCAAAAAAAAAUCCGGAAAAAGAAAUUUCCUCUUUCAUCGUUCCGUUUCUAAUUUUAGCGAUCGACGAAAUAAAUCGCCGCCACGAUCGUAUUUUAUACCCGAUCCGUUUCGGGCCUGGCCGUGACUCGAUCAAACGAUCGUCGCGAUAAAAUUACGCGAGGCGUAAACAGGCUGGUGGCGUCAAGUGUGUCAGUGUGCAUUUACGAGAAUCAUACGUGACACCCGUAACGAUCGCUAAACACGGGCCGCCGACUAUUCAAGCGCGUGUAAUUCGUCCAAUCCGGAUCUCGCAUUAAAUAAGCACAGGAGGGUGAAAUUGCCGGUAGCCUAAUAAUGAUCCGGGUUCGGGUCGCCCCGAAUAAUGGCCUCGUGUGUCGCGAGAAAUUUGCAUAAAUAUGCCGAGGCAACUAGAUCGGAGGAGCAUCGUCUCGUCGCAUGACUUACAUCAUACAUACAAAUCAGCUGUUUGAAUCCUAGAGAGUUUGCUCUCUGUGGAACAAAAGACAACGUCGUACUUUGUAUUCCUGACAUUUUCGAACAAUCAUCCGCCCGACCGUUUAUCAGAGGGAACCGAGAGUGCAAGCUUCCAAAGAUCCUAUUUCGCUCUAUUGCGUAAUUACUCUUCCUUGCCUUUCAUUCGUCAUCUUUUGUGCCAUAAUUUACCGUCCGUUGAUAUUAUUAAACCGACGGAUCAUGGUUAACGGCACGUUCAUUCUUCUACAAUUUCGUGUUAUACGAUAAACGGACCGUGAGCGUCAUUUACGAUAAUAACGGCGAAUCCUCGUACGACUUUAACGUCGAAAUUAUUGAACUACGUAAAACACGAGCCUCGUUACCUUUCGUUACGCAAUUUUACAACUUCGUAUAAAAGUGGAUAUCUCUCUAUUAUUCGCAAUUCCACGCUCGUUAAAACGUAAGAUUCGACUUAUAAAAUUCCUCCCUCGCCUGCCUCCCCUCCGGGGAUAAUUAAAGAAAACAUUUCCCCCUCCGCGAGAGUCGAGUCAAUCGCGGAGCGAAGGCGCGGCCGAGUUUCUCGAAAGCUUCUCGCCGCCAACUUCCCCGAUCAAAAAUCGUAAAUCGAGCGGCGCGUGAUUCAUCACCGGUAAAUCCAGAUCGAUGUUUGUCCCCGCGGCACCGGCUCGCGCUCGUCCGAGCGUAUCGUGGCUAUUUCUACUUCUGUCGGCCAGUGACGAGGACGGAGCGAAAAGUUGGUCAGGCUGGCGUUGGCAAGUGGCAAGCGGUAUUCCUAGUGGCCGAACUGGGACAAGGACGCGUGCACGAUUUGUGCGUAAGGUGAGGCGACGCGUGACGCGUGGCUCGGCGCACGAAAAAACGAAACUGCCGGGAAACCGAACCAAUUCGAGGCGAAAUUGACGACACGCGCGCGUGAAAAUGUUUCUUUUUAUUUUCGCUCAAGUAAAAUUUCUCGACGUAUCGCUCGUGGAAAUUUUGUGGAAAAAUUUCGAGAUCCCGAGACUAAGGAGCGAGAAUUCCAAGUGAAAAAAGAAAAAGAAAGAAAGAAAGGGAAAUAAAUAAAAUAGGAAAAUAAAUGUGCCGAGUUUAAUAUUCGCGAUGCGAGGUGUAUCGAUUCCAAGCGAAUGCCUCUUGGUUCGAGAUUAUUUUUAACACGGCGGGAAACAAGGAAACAAAGCUUGUGUGCCGACUCUCAAAAGUCGUUUCCACGGCACGACCUCAGCCUUUUGUUCGGUCACUGUCGAAGAAAUUGUGCGCGGCGAAACGAGGGAAGAGAAAAUGUUCGUCGUCGAGUCUUUGGAUCAGGAGAGUAGAAGAGAGGCGGAGAGAAAGGGUCGAGAGGAGAGAAAACAGAGACAACAGGCCAUUGUCUUGUCGCUCUUGGUCGUACGUCUUCCUGCUGUUACGUCACCAUUGUUUACUCCAACCCCGGAGCAACUCUCUCGCGCAUUUUUAUUUCGUCACCACUUCGAUAUCCAUUGUGCAACCGAUUCGCCCUUUCGUGCCGUUAAGGGGAUAUACCGGCCAAUACUUUGACGCUGCACCGUCAAACGAUCAAUUAUUUUUCUCUUCGUUCCAAGUUAAUCGAGCCACUCGUUAUCUUAUUCAUCGCUGUACUUCGUAUUUUCAACUCCUGUAUUCUCAAUUUCUGUUUGUACGUUGAAAUAUAAUUUGCUAAAUUAUUUAUCACACCAAGUCAAGUGACACUUUCACAAGGGUUAUCAAGGUAAUUGAGGUUACUUUGAUAAAAUCGUUAGAGCAGCAACUCUUUUACCAUUACUUUUAUCAAAGCAACAUUGAACUACAAAGUAUCCCUCUAACCUGAUCCUCGUCAAUUUGUCUUUUAGAUAUACGAGCCUACCAGACAUCUUUGGAACACAAAAUUUUCAUAAUUUAUCCACCAAAUUAUCGAUAACUCGGAAUUAAUACAUCUGGAAAAUUUGGAUUACGUUCGAGUUAGGUUUCUCGAUAUGAUUUCAGCCUCGAAGGAAGGAAAAGAUCACGAUUGACGAAUCGUGAGAAGAAGAAGAAGAAGAAGAAGAAGAAGAAUUUCACGAGAGAGAUCGAACGAGAUAUAUCGGUGGAACAAGGAUAGAAAUGAUUGAACGAUAACGGAUUGAAAACGACGAAGGAAAGCGACAUUCCGCUUGGAAAUAUCGAUGUCCAUUGACAGCGUAUUCACGAGUACUUCUCCGCCAAUCGAACGAUGGGCGUCGUUCCCUUGGCUAUCGCGCUCACGGUGUCUUUCAUGUCGGCGAUCACCCUGCUAGGAAUCAGCGCGGAAAAUUACGUCCACGGUACGCAGAUCAUGCUUCUAUACCUGGGUGGCUUCUUCGGCACGCCGAUCGCCUUGUACUUCUACCUCCCCGUCUUCACCCACUUGAAGAGCAUGAGCGUGUACGAGUACCUGGAGAAACGAUUCGGAAUCGGAGCACGACUGGUCACAAGCUGCGCCAACUUCCUCCAACUGUUGCUGUACACCGGAGUGGUGUUGUUCGCCCCAUCGUUGGCCCUCGAAGCGACGACUGGCCUGUCAGGGAACGCGAGCGUCCUGUUAAUAGGGAUGAUUUGCACUUUCUAUUCUACGGUGGGUGGCAUCAAGGCUGUCCUCAUCACAGACGUCUUUCAAGGAUUGCUCAUGUUCGUUGGAAUCGGUUGCGUCCUCGGCAUAGCGGCCGGCGACCUCGACGGAGGGUUGUCCAACGUGUGGACCGUCGCCCAGCAGGGUGGUCGAAUAGAAUUCUUCGAUUUCAGGAUUGAUCCGACCGUGAGGCAUACCUGGUGGGGAUUGCUGAUAGGUGGCACGACGAUUUUCCUCUCUCUAUACGCCGUGAACCAGGUUCAAGUUCAACGUCUGCUCACCGCAAAGAGUCUGAAAGCUUCGCAACACGCGCUCAUUCUGAGCGGCCCGAUCACCUUGGCUCUAGGCAUCAUGACGUCGUUCUCCGGCCUGGUCCUGUACGCUGUCUACAGAAACUGCGAUCCUCUCAUGUCCGGUAAAAUUUCCAGCUUCGACAAAAUAAUGCCGUAUUUCGCGGCUAAUAGAAUGUCGCGAGUGCCAGGGGUCACUGGCCUCUUCAUAUCCGGUGUAUUCAGCGCGAGCCUCAGCACCAUUUCCGCCAUGUUGAAUUCCUUGGCCGCCGUGGCUCUCGAGGAUUACGUGAAACCCGCCUGUCGUAAAAUUGGUCUACAAUUUCCAGAAGAGAGAGCCACUCUGAUCGGCAAAGUUCUGGCUGUUUCGAACGGUUUCAGUUGCUUGGCCGUCGCCUUCAUCGCCAGAUCAAUGGGUUCUCUGGUCGAAACUGCCAUAGGAAUAUCUGGGGCUAUCGGGGGUCCGAUCCUGGGCAUUUUCACGCUGGGGAUGUUCGUGGAGAGGGCCAACGAGAGUGGAGCCAUCACGGGGAUCGUCUCGGCGCUCAUCACCUGUAUAUGGGCCGCGUUUGGGCCGAAACCGCAGGUGCAAUUACUUCCACUGUCCGUCGAAGGCUGCGACAAUUCCACCUCGCUGUUCGAUCAUCGAAACGCCACUCAAUUUGAAGAACACGUGGACGAUUCCUCGUAUUUUUAUUUGUAUCGUAUAUCGUACAUCUGGUACAACCCGCUUGGAUUUUUGAUCACGUUGAUCGUUGGAUACGUAACGAGUUUGAUCACGAGCAGGAUAUUUCACAAGGACGCCCGUGAACCGGAUCCAAGCUUGUUCGUCCCCUUCUUGGAGUCCCGAAUCAGGCGGCGAAGACAGAACGAGGGUAAAACUACGAACAGCCAGGUCUUCGUCUUGGAGAACAGGAAAUGAAAUAAGAAGGCAUCGAAUCGAGAAUAAAAUCCGCUCGAAUUAAGCUUCAAGUUCACGUUUUCGCGAUCGCUUCAGAGAGCUGGGAGAGCGUUCCAACGAUUAUAAAUUGAAGAUCAUAUAUAUCGUUAAAGUUUUCCAGGAGUGGAGCGUAAGGGAAAGUCCUUUAUACCGUUUCUUCUACGAGAGAUAUAAUGUACAAAUUUUAUAAAUUUAUGGAUGUUAAGAACCUUACGUACCAAGUGAAACUCAACUGCUUCCAACGAGAGCAGUGCUGCCUCUAACCAGCUCGUCUGACAGGAACAUGAAUCUUCCCAGUAAGAGGAUGUGCUUGAAAAACGAGGGAAAUUAUUUAUAAAUUUGGAACCCUUUGCUUUCCGCAAAGUACUUAAGUACCUCGAGUACUUUCUCCCAAUUUUCCGAUCAAACGGAAAUAAUCCGACGCAUGCAGUUCAACGAAUAAUACUCAUUAAUAAAGUAAAUGCUCGAUUCAGUCUUCCCUUCA
Molecule: messenger RNA, 6190 nt
Organism: Apis cerana (Asiatic honeybee)
Lineage: Eukaryota; Metazoa; Arthropoda; Insecta; Hymenoptera; Apidae
Product: putative sodium-dependent multivitamin transporter
Biological process (GO): transmembrane transport; sodium ion transport
Cellular component (GO): membrane
Molecular function (GO): symporter activity
Source: RefSeq, a predicted model, not a curated record